AUGUUUGACGACCGCAAAAAGGAACUUAAUGUACAAAAUGCUAGAUGUCAAAAAUGUUUAGAAUUAGGACAUUGGACGUAUCAGUGUAAAGGAAAAAGAAAAACUUUGCAUCAAAUUAGUAGAACGACGUUAUUGAAAAAAAGGCUGAAAGCAUACGAAGAAGAAAAUCAAAAAAAAUUAAUGCAAGCAGAAAAACAAAAAACUGAUGUCAAUUCUAAAAGUAAACCUUCGAAAAAAGACAUUAGUGCAGGAGAUAAUAAUAGUGAUGAUAGUACUGAAUCUGAUAGUGAAAGUGAUUCCGAUUCGAGUUCAUCUUCUAGUGAUUCCUCUAGUUCUUCAAUUAGCAGUUCUUCAAGUUCUUCAGAUUCUAGUUCUAGUAGUAGUAGUUCCUCAUCUGAAUCAGAAGAUUCAUCAGGCGAUACAAAGUGA
Molecule: messenger RNA, 429 nt
Organism: Pediculus humanus corporis (human body louse)
Lineage: Eukaryota; Metazoa; Arthropoda; Insecta; Psocodea; Pediculidae
Exons: 3
Coding region: 1-429 (142 amino acids)
Molecular function (GO): nucleic acid binding; zinc ion binding
Source: RefSeq, a predicted model, not a curated record